Hyalella azteca is the source of this 3114-nucleotide messenger RNA. RefSeq lists its product as uncharacterized. Lineage: Eukaryota; Metazoa; Arthropoda; Malacostraca; Amphipoda; Hyalellidae. Bases 27 to 3014 code for a protein of 995 amino acids. The record is from RefSeq and is a predicted model, not a curated record. The transcript is spliced from 3 exons.
UCCACUGAUAAUUUAUUAACUACAUUAUGAAGGAUCCUCGUGAGCAGGCUGAAUGCAUCGUUAAUGAAGAUUUACUGAACAAAAAAAUUAUUGAAGAAAUCAUCGUAAUGUGCCGUCCGAUCGCCCUCUCCUCUCUCGCCAGGCUACUGCUGGGUUUUUCAUUAAUGACAUGCGUGGCGGCGGAGGGGCAUGGCAGGAGGCCUGCCUUUGAUGGCGCUCCUGUAGGGCAUCCCGAUGGCUUCAAUCAUCUCCGUGUCCAACCCGAACUUCGCAGUCUGCGAAUCCCCGUCGGCCACGACCCCCACAGUCUGCAACCCGCUGUCGGCUACGACCUCCGCAGUUUGCAACCCUUCAUUGAUCCCGCCAUGAGGUUGCAGAGUCGGCAGGCACUAAGUCGUUCCGUACGUGCAGAGAAUCCCGAAGGCCAAGAUGAAGCGCGUAUGGUUAAUUUCCGUUCAGGCUUGUGGAAUCUUCUAGGACAGGUGCCUAUUGAUGAUUUCUCGCAAGAAAAAGAUGGCCUCUCCAAGAAUUUUUACGAGUAUGUCAGAGGUACCACAAGAAAACAACUUGAAGAAACUUCACUGGAAUCUCCUGCAGAAGAAAAUUUAGAUUCGCACAAUUUAAAACCUUCUAUGAGGUCAGAGCCAUCGAGUGAAAGAAUUUUUCAAUCAGAUUUUGGGAACACAAGGUUAAAAGAUCUGCCUGCUGAAGCUCUUGAAGCGUUAAAGGAAUUAGGCUACGAUCCAAAACCAAAAAACGAAUUUGCAAUAAAUAUAAAGUCUAGAGCAAAGCUAAUACACGCCGGUCCAGAAAUAUCUGCUCUGCCAACUGAGCGCAAUCGCCCCGUCUCACCUCCACAGAAAACAAUUCAAUCAUACAACUUGAACAAACCCUCAACACAUUCUUAUCCUGAGGACAUUCACUUCUAUGCAGACGCUGCAGCAAGUGAACAGGGCUUGUCGCCACAACCUGCAUUUCCUCCCGCCCGAGCUCCUCCUUCGACGUGGGGUGAAGCAAAAUCUCCAGAAAUACUGCAAGUACUCGCCGGUGGUUCUCCAAUACAAUUUGGCGACGACAAUCAAAUAAAAAUGGUUGACGGAGUCAAAUCGGUCAUUGAAAUUUCCUCGGAGUCUCACCCAACAAAAUAUUUUUUAAGUGCUUCCUACGUGGACCCUUCGUCUCCAUCGCAAGUUAAACCGCUUCCGAUUGAUAUUCUUUUCAAGGGUGCGAGUGCAUCAGAGCUAAAUAAACCUCCCGUAAAUGAUCAGCCAGCACAGUUUGAUUAUUAUCACCCUAAUGAAAAACACGGUUCUCAAUCAUUGCCAUCUGAGUCACCAACAAUUAUCUUAGAAAAUACCGAGCCAGCUUUAGAUCAAACUGUCUAUAAUCAAAAUGAGUUAGAAAUCCGAAACUCGGAUGGUGACAAGGAAGAAGGAAAAAUCGAUCUUUUCCUGAAUGAUGAUCUACAAGAGAGCGAUUAUUUGUCGCAGCUUCAGUCAAAGUUAACAAGAUUAGCCCAGCACCUGGACGAGGGGAUUCCCGCUAGUUUUGAGGAACGACCAGCACUCGCUGGAAAAAAACACGUAACAGUUCAUGUAAACGCGGGCUCCAUGGCUGCACCAGAUAAGCUCAGUCAACAGUCUGAAGUUCCCUUUGUAAUUCCUAAACACGUGUCAGAAAUGGUUGAGAAUAUCUCAAGUAUCAUAGGUGAAAAUCCUAGCCUCGAGACAAUGAACGCAAUGAUCACGCACUUUAGUAAAGUUUUCCAGCACGCAGAAAAAAUCUUGUUUCAAAAUAUUUCUGACAUUGCCGACGUCGAGCAGCAGACCGAGGUUGCACCUGAGGAACCCACGACUCAGGCUCCAGCAGUUUCGUCGAUGAGGUCUCCUCAACACGUCGUGAUCGUCUACCGCCCCGUCCUUUUCGUCAGUCAUGCCAACGACAGCGACUGGUCAAAAGUCAUCGGUCAAGGCUACAAACCAACAGUCUUGACCGAGCACGGGGAAACCAGUGAAACUUUAACAAGAGAAGUACUCAAUACUUUAGGACCAGACUUGCUGGAAAACUUGAAGGAAUAUUUUGCUGGGCAAAAAAGUCAAGUAACUGCAACAGGAACCAGAAAGUUCCCAGACUCACUUUCACAAGUUAUGAAUGACAGGGAAGAAUUAUAUCACAUCCAAGGUGACUACAUCAUCAUAGAUGGGGAAAAUAAAAUUAAAAAUGAGCAAUCUCUAGGAGGCAAUGGUACGGAUUUGCCGCCUGAGGUCAGCGUUCAAGACGACAAUGAGAAACAAGCCCUCACUGUAGACCUCAUCGUUACCCAGAAAAACCAAAUGCUCCCUCAAAGUUCCGGCGAGCAGCCUGAGAAGUUUAAUAAAAUCGUUGCUCAUUCUAAAAAGUCAGAAAAAACUUCAGUCAAUAAUGGCUUGAAGCACAGAAAAGAAAGUUCUCCGAAGAAUUCAAGUGUUAUUCAACAAGUUCAUAACAUAAUAGUUCCAUCAAGCUCAGGAAUUUUUCAAAAUGAAUCCGUAUUAUCGGCACAGUCCAUCGAAAAAUUGAAAGAAUUGAACCCUUCGGCGUGGUGGCUCGGUGAUUUGCCUGAUGGGAACGAUGCCGGGAAAAAGUACGUCGUGAGGAGGAUCAUCAAGCGCCGUCGUAACAAACCAACCAACUGGUCCAAACUUCCCGUCCUGAAGCCUCCUGUGGUGGGGCUGUCGGAGAACCCCGAGGCUUCUUACCGAGCUCAUCCUCAGGCGAGUGUCCGGGGAUGGAGGCUACCAACAGAGCCACCAAGACGGCCACAUACAACACAGAACGUAAAAUAUUCUACACAAAACAGCAAAUCAAGGACGCAAAACUUUAAAUCUGUCGAAGAAGAAGGGCGUAUGAACGAUCAAUCUCCCCUGGUAAUUUUAGAGAAGCCUAUAACAGAUUUGCCAGUGAACACACUUGCCGAUCUUGUCAUGAAAUUCUACAGGAGUGUUGAUCCAGCUGAAUAUUCUUCUGAAUAUUAAAUCCUGCAGAGAAAAUCCGACGACGAGCUGGUUACUUUCUCGGACCCUUUCUAAAUCUAAUCUAAUCUAAUCUUCAUUUCUAAAUAAAAUUAAAUUAAUG